Molecule: messenger RNA, 1948 nt
Organism: Mollisia scopiformis
Lineage: Eukaryota; Fungi; Ascomycota; Leotiomycetes; Helotiales; Mollisiaceae
Exons: 1
Coding region: 41-1867 (608 amino acids)
Source: RefSeq, a predicted model, not a curated record
AUGCUGCCUCUGAGCGAGUUUACACGGAAUCCUCGAUGUUAUGGAGCCUACAGUGAAGAUGAUUGAGAGGGUCAUGUACCCAAUCUCUGCAUUUUUCACUUCUAUGCCACCCCAGGAGGCUCUACAUUCUCGGCCGAAUGCGGAACCCUCAGGAGUCACUUCUUGGGAGACAUCGCAAUUAAACCCCAAGAAUCGAGUGGAUAGUUUUACUCCUAUGACACCCUCUCCAUGGCACAUAGAUGGAGCUCAAGCAGAUGGCCAUCGACUAUUCAUACUUCCCGACUUUGCUAUCGGCAAUGCCCCCAUGAGGAUCGACGCCUAUCUUUCUGAUCAAGACGAAUACGACCUACCCACUGCGCUUCGCAAAGUGCUAAGACCUGAACUGGCGAUGUGUGUCAAGAGCAGACAGGUUAGACAUCUCCCUAUGUCUCAACAUAUCUUGAACGCUCUACAAUAUUGGGCGGGCCAGAUGGUGGAUUUUGAGGAAUUGUAUUGGAGCAUGCCUUUUGGGUCCUACCUUGCAGUCGGGUCGAUCUGUGCGGAUGUGAGGGAAAUGGAGUUUCAUUUGAUACCGAGUUAUAAGACUGAAGAGAUGUGGCUAUCAGAGCGGGAUCUUCAGGCGGAAUGGGCGGCUCAUGGGGAAGCUGUUGAACUUCCCGAGGUGGUUGAUAUUUCUGGACUUUGUCUGUGGGAGCAGCCACAUGAGGCUAUAAGUAUUGUUACGAUUCCAAGCCUCACUGGGGAGAAGAGAUGGGUCUUCAAGUCAAUUUUGGAUGAAGUCAAGUACAUGUAUCAUGAACUCUGGAUGCUGUGUAAGAUAGCACCUCAUCCCAACAUCGUUCAGAGGCCGGCAUAUAUUGUAACCAAACAAAGUCGUUUUGGUGGAAAGAAGGGGGUUUGCGGUUUUAUCAUCGAGUAUUACAAGUUCGGAACACUUCGCGACGCACUUUCAUCAGCGAGUCUUGGCCUGCGGCCUCCACCUUCUUUGAAAGAAAAGCUGCGUUGGACACGAGGAAUUGUGGAAGGCAUCAUUCACAUCAAUCAUGACUGCAAUAACUAUUUCUCCGGCAUCAAACAUGUCAAUAUCGUCAUGUUAGAGUCCAAUAAAGGCAGCGGUCUCCACCCUGUAAUUAUCGAUUUCGAACAACGAACAGGCCGAUACCCAUGGGUACCACCUGAGAUCUACUACAUCAACUACCUAGAGUACAUCUCAAACUCCAGCUUCACUCCACCCGAGAUGCGUACCCGAGCCACUGCGCUUCUUCAAAGCUACAUCCCAGACUGGAAACCAGACAAGCAGAAACAAAAACUGUACAAAUUUUGUAAAGAGGGGUAUUCGACAGCCUGGAAGGCGUUAUCGAGGGAAGAGAAGGAAAGCGCGCAGGUUUUCAUGCUGGGCAAGCUAAUGUGGUAUAUCUUCGAGACAGUAGGUGCGAUCAACAACGGGCUUAAUCUCGAAAUAUUCAGAGAAGAAGACUGCGACAUUGCGUUCCCAGAAUUCAGGCAGACGCCCCAGAGGAUCCAGGAUUAUAUCCGGCGUUGUACGGCUGGUGCUGCGGAAUGGUCCGGAAGAUACCCCAGUGUGGUGAAAGCAAGAGGGAAGCUGUGGCCGCGAGGGAGGUCCGGGGAGAAUGGUGAGGAGGAGGGGACAGAGAGAGAGGUGCUGGAGGUGGCGAAAGAGUGGUGGGUGAGAGAGUUGAGGGAGGCGGAGAGGUUUAUUGUGGUAAGGAAGAGGAUGGGGGUUAUGAGUACGAGAUUAGCGGGGGAUGUGGGGUUCUUGGCGUUUAUGAAGGCUAGGCCUUCGUUGGGUGAGUUGCUUGAUAUGAUUAAAUUGGAGGAGAUCGAGCUUGAGAUGGAAAGGUUAUAAGACGGCCAUGCGGAAGACCACCAAAGUAGUACCUUUCUCAAUGCCAAGAACAAGUUAUUAUACUCAAUGCUUGAUAUAAAU